This is a messenger RNA of Chironomus riparius, 809 nucleotides long. Lineage: Eukaryota; Metazoa; Arthropoda; Insecta; Diptera; Chironomidae. The record is from the annotation of a GenBank genome assembly.
CAACCGUCGAUUAGAUUUUGAAUUAUUAUUUUAUGUAACAUUCAGUACUAAAGACUCAAUUUAGAAGAUUGAGAAAAAUUGAUUCAAUUUUCCAAUUUUUCCGGAUUUAAUUAGCGAAAAUGGCCUCACGUCGCAUUGCAGCAUCUUCAAUUAAUUGGGCAGCAUUAGCUGAACGCGUGCCACCAACACAAAGAACCAAUUUCACUGCUUUUAAAUCAAAAAGCGACAAAUAUUUGAGAAGUGUCUUAGCUAAUCCAGAAAACCCACCAAAAUUAGACUGGGCUGCAUAUAAAAAUAAGGUUCCAAUCGCUGGAAUGGUUGACACCUUCCAGAAGCAAUAUGAAGCAUUGAAAAUCCCAUAUCCAGCUGACAACGUUUCAUCCCAAGUUGAUCAACAAAAGCAGCAAGUCGCAAAGGAAAUUGAUGGCUUCAAGAACGAAUCAAAUGGUCGUAUUGCCAAGCAUGAAGCAUCUAUCAAUCAUCUUAAGUCAUUGUUGCCAUUCAAUCAAAUGACUAUGGAAGAUUUCGCUGAAGCUUUCCCAGAUCAAGCUAUGGAUCCAAUCAACAAACCAACAUUCUGGCCACAUGACGCUGCUGAACAAGAGCCACGCAAGGAACCAGACAGUCACGAUCAUUAAAUUAAAUCGGCAAAUCCUUAAUUAAUAAUCUGUUAUCUAAAAUUCCAAAAUUUGCCCUGUAUUCAAGCAGUUUGAGAUAAUGUCGAUGCACCGAUGUCAUGUGCUACUUUAAAAUUCUGUCUAGCUAUGUAGAACAUUCAAAAAUUUGAAGGAAAUAAAACUUAAAUCGAU